AUGACUCUUAGAAUAGAUGAUAAAAGUCGUCAUUUGUAUUUAAAUGUGGGCAACGCAACAAUCUCAUAUACAGAUUUAAGGUUGAGGAAAGAAGAGAUCGAAUCAGAUGGCAUAUCGAACAUGAACUUAGAGGUAGAAAGUGUUGAAGGUGGAGAAAUUGACGAAGGCAUUGUGCCUGAGUUAGACUUAAAUAGAUUACACAAACAUAAUGAUGUAACUUCUAGCAUAGGAUCACGUACUUCUGGUGGUGAAUCGGUAAUUUCUUACCUGAAUAAAAUAACACUAGAACUCCAAGAUAAGCUAAAUACCGUUAGAGCGGAUUAUCAGGUCAACCUAAGUAACUCCUCUAUUAAAACAUCUAGUCGCCGCAGUGGAGCUAGAAUCUCCCGUAUAGUCUCUAAUAAUCAUACUGAGGACAGUACACGAAAUGCUAGGCCACCCAGAGAAAAUAGAAUGUUAUAUCAUGAAAAUGAUAUUAGUGGCUGUGUACAUGCUAAAUCAACGACGUUUGAAGAUUCCAAAUUAUUAUCUGAGGAUGAAACUGGAUCUGCAAUUGAAUUCCAAGGGUAUAAAGAAGCUAGAGAUUUCAAUACACAUUCAACCUUAAAUCGCAAUAAAUAUAUUAUAAGUACGAAUGAUACAUCACAUGAGUGUGACAAAUAUGGUUCCAUUAUGGCAAUAAAUGUCAAUAAAUCAUCUAAUUCAACAGAACAAGACGAAAUUCCCAUUAUUGGUACUAUGUCAAAUAUGCCAUCAGGUUUUUACAAUAAGCAUACCAAUAGUCUCAAAGGAUUAGAAAAUAGUGACAUAGAUAUAAACCACGAGAACGCCAAGCCUACGAUCAAUUUAAAUGAUGAAGAAUGUGAUGAGGAUAAUGCAAUAGAAGAAGAUCUGAAUGAGCACAAAUAUAGGAAUAGCGUUUCAAAAUACAAACAUCUUACUCUACAGGAACUUAGAAGUCUAGAGCUAAAAAACGUCAAUGAGAAUAAGUCAGAUUGUUACGAAUGUAAUGUAUUGUUCGGCUCUUCCAAGGGUGCAAGAUCAAAUUCUGUUAAUGAGGAAGUUAGUAAUAACGUGGAUCUCCAAUCAGCACAAGAUACUUCUGAUAUAACCAACAAAGGCAACACAGGUAUAGAAACUUGCGAAGAACUCUUCGCUAACACCAUGGAUAGUAAAAUUGAGGUGAAGAAUAUAAGUGAAUGCAGCCUAGACCAUCUCAUCAAAUUGUCCAAAGUAAGCGAAAAAUAUGCUCUUCUUCAUGACAAAAUAGUAUCAUUUGGAGGUGAAAAUUAUGGAAAUUUUACAACAGUUGGAUAUAAUCUAUCGCACACUGAAAAUACGAACAAGUGCAUACCCAAGCCCUGGUUUGAAUAUCCACUGGUAGAAAAAUUAAAGCCCAUCAAGAAUGAUGUGUACAAUGUAUUUAAUGACUCUAGGGAAUCAAAGAUAUUACCUCUAGAAAUAGACAAAUAUACUAAGGAGAUAGAGAAGUAUAUACAUGAACAGGCCACUUACAGACUUGAUAUUGAGGACCAUGACCGCCAUAAUGUCAUGGAUCCAUUCUUAGAAUAUGAGAGGGUAAAGGAUGAGAAUAAAGAUCUCCAAGACACAGAAUGGGCAAAAUAUGGUAGGCCAAUCUCCAAACAAUGUCGUAUUGCCAAACAUGGGCGUUAA
Messenger RNA from Theileria equi strain WA, 1674 nucleotides. RefSeq lists its product as hypothetical. The coding region runs from base 1 to 1674 and encodes 557 amino acids. The transcript has a single exon. The record is from RefSeq and is a predicted model, not a curated record. Lineage: Eukaryota; Apicomplexa; Aconoidasida; Piroplasmida; Theileriidae.